GUCAACAACUGCACGAGGACGUGAUCUGUCUGGUCUAGGGCUGUUAAUCUGGCAAAAUCUAUAAACAACCAAAAAGUAUACACUUGCUUGAUACGGAACGUCCUUCCUAGGACUAUAAAGUUUCUUUCUGUAACUUACUUCGGCUUCUAAGUGGACAGAAUCCUGUAAAGUGAUUUAGUAAUUUUAAAUAUUUGAUUCACGUUUAUAAAAUACAAUGUUGAAUGACUGCCGUGUGGACUUUUAUAAUUUCAUAAUGAGAUUUAAUAUAAUAGUUUUUGCAGGUAUAAUUAUUAUUGGAUCUUUCACUACAUGCAACGCAAGUACUGAAACAACAACUUCAACUCAAAGUGAAAGACGUCACAGUUAUAAUAGAGAACCUUCGGUUAGUUCUGUUUUACAACAAAUACUUCAACGUCUCUCUACUUUGGAGACUGAUCAGCUACAAGGUUCCACACAAAGACAAGAAAUUCGACAAGUGUUAAACCGAAUUGAACAGAACCGAAAAGAAGUUAUUUUAUCAUUGGAUCGUUCAGAGUCUCGAGUAACCCAGCAACUUGACACCAUCAAAGGAGAAUUACGCAAGAUAUUAACUUUACAAGAAAUUUUACAACAAGAUGUGAAAGACUUACAACAAAAUCAGCUCUUGAACAAACUGGGGUUUGAAGAGAAGCUACGGAAACUUCAAUUGCCAGAAAAAGAGGAGGACUUUGACCUUGACUUUGACCCCUCACAUCAAGUUUCGUGCAAGAAUGCAGCGGUUCUGUCCAACUUGCAGAUUCUUCAAACUACCCUAUAUGGUCUACGGCGGACAACUGUCCAUUUGCAGGAUCAGCUUGAUCAUGUCCAGAAAAACAUGACCUACCUAACAAAUCUGACCAGGAGUGUGCAAAAGCGAACCGAGAAGACUGUAACUACUGAAUACCUUCGUACAGCCUUGAAAGCUUCGUUUGAAGAACAGCAAGUACCUUCGGUAGUGCCAUGUGUUCAGCAUUCUACGAGCCCACAAGAAUCAGAAGAAACGCUGGCGAACAACUGUUUUCAGUUACUACAGGAAGGACAUAACGUUUCAGGAAUUUACCGUAUCCGACCUUUAUAUGCACUCAGACCAAUUUUUGUAUUCUGCGACAUGCAAACAGAAGGGGGAGGAUGGACAGUCAUACAGAGAAGGAAAGAUGGUUCUGUUAAUUUCUUGCGAGAGUGGAAUGAAUAUAAGUACGGAUUUGGGAACAUAGGGGGCGAACUAUGGUUAGGAAAUGAGAACAUUCAUCUGUUAACGAGCCAAACCCUCAAUGAACUGAGAAUUGAUUUGAAUGAUUUUGAAGAUGGACACGUCUAUGCCAAAUAUGCUGGGUUUGCCAUAGGGAAUGAAAAAGAAAACUACAUGAUUAAAGUACUGGGGGCGGUAUCUGGAGAUGCUGGCGACAGUAUGAGCUACCAUUCUUCCAUGCCUUUCUCCACAAAAGAUGUCGACAAUGAUUUCUGGCCAGGUGGAAACUGUGCUGAGGAACACACUGGUGGAUGGUGGUAUAAUCAAUGUGAUGCUUGCAACCUUAAUGGACAAUACUUGAAUGGGUUAACGCAACAAGAAUAUCAGGGGGUGUACUGGUAUGAAUGGCAGGGGCCAAGCUAUUCACUUCGAGCAACAUCAAUGAAGAUACGACCUCUUGUAAGGAACUAACAGAUCUCUUCAAACAAAUUUCCUAUGCUUUUCCUCGCAAAAAUAAAUCUUUUCGAAAUUGUUUUACAAACUA
Limulus polyphemus (Atlantic horseshoe crab) is the source of this 1751-nucleotide messenger RNA. Its product is annotated as fibrinogen C domain-containing protein 1-like. The transcript is spliced from 8 exons. The record is from RefSeq and is a predicted model, not a curated record. Bases 215 to 1678 code for a protein of 487 amino acids. NCBI's taxonomy places the organism in Eukaryota, Metazoa, Arthropoda, Merostomata, Xiphosura, Limulidae.